AUGGGCAACUCCGGCAGCAUGCACGGUUUAUCGGGGUACGACGAGGGAUACCACUACCACCACCAGCACCAGCAGCACCACCAGUACCAACAGCAGCAGUACCAAGGUCUGCAAGGCUACCACCAGCAUCAUCAGCACCAGCAGCAGCAGCAGCAGCAGCGCUACCACGAUGGAGCAGGGACGUGCUCCUGGAUGGAUUCAUACAAGCGCGAUCCCCCGCGUGGCCGAUCGGCCCGUGACGGUGGUUACCAGCCGGACGAACUCCAGUCCGGCGAGGGCCACUGGAACACUCAGCUGUCGCAGCACCAGCAACAUCAGCAGCAGCAACAGCAGCAGCAGUUCAAGGUCCUCCCAGACAUACCGGGCAAGGUGGCACGGCUGCGCUCAACCAACAACGGCAACAUCCUGCACGCCGGUGGUACGAUCAGCAAGAGCAAACAGCAGCUGCAGCGCUCGAAGAGCAUCUCGUCGCCGACCUACCAGCAGCACCAGCAGCGGGCCGACGGCUUCGGCGAGGGCCCGGGCUCAGGUCAGCUGGAUGUCCCGCUUAGCUCGCUACCGCCAGUGCCAUCCCGGAUGCUGCUGCUGACGCGCUCCCGCACCCAGCUCAGCAUGCUGGACGAUGGCGAGCAAACGACGAUGCGCCAGUUGGUGACGCAGUCACGCACCGCCGCCGCCACCGCUGCCGCCAGCAAACAGCAGGACUACAACCACUGGAAACGGUUCGGUUCCGAGCCGGAUCUGCGCGUGCCCAAGGGCCAGGGUAACAGCAGCGACCACCAGGGGUCAGCUGGUGGCACGUCCGGCGCUGGCGACACUCGCACCAACACGUCCGUCGCCCAGUCGAAGAUUAUGAAGGGCAAAGGCAAGAAAAAGGCUCCGGUACCGCCGGCACCGGUAGAAAAGCGCAAGUCGGGCAAGGAAGCGAUCGGCAGCCAGCGCAUCAUCGCGUACUCACCACUGCGCAAGACCAACUCCGACACCUCUUCGACGCUACCACCGGCCAUCGUCGGCGACGGCGGGGGCAACUCUGGUGCGGGGGCCAGCAGCAGGCUGCGUCUGUUCAAGACGCGAGCCGAGGCGAAGAAAACUCCCGCGGCGGCGAAGCUUCCGGAGGCAUCGGACGCCAAGUUUGCGACCAAAACGGCGAGCGGAGGCCCAAAGGCGGCGACGGUGGAAAGCGUGACGCUGGUGGAGCCUGCCCAUCCGCGGUCCUUCUUCCGGCGGGAGAAAACGUUCGACAUCGGGCUGCUGACGCUCGAGGCCCGCAAGCGGCAGAUUCAGCCUACCGGGGCUGGGUGCCCCGCCACAAGACCGACGUUAUCGCCGCCCCUGUCGCACCGUAAGUCGAUCGUGAAAACGCUGCUGGAGCAGGACGACGGCGGGCAUACGGCGACGACGAGGCACGGUGGCCACCGCUCCCCGGUGGAGCCCGGUAAGGGCAAGGGCGGCAAACCGCAGGCGGGGCACGGCGCGAAAGGAGCAAAGCAGCCGGCACCAGGUGGCGGACAGGGGACCCCUAGCCUAGUGGCCGCGGCCCAGUACUUAAAGGCAGCGAAAGCGUCCAACACGCUGGUGAUCCCGGUCGAACCACCGAUGGAGCGCGAACCGUACCACGAGCGCAACGUGUCAAGCUCGGUGACACCUUCGCCCCCACCACCACCACCACCGAAAACUAGCGUCUACUUUGACGACGGUAAGCCCCACGAGCGAGAGGAAGACGAGGAGGAGGCGGAGGUGGAGGAGGAACCACGGGUGGUCGGCUCCAUUUAUCAGCACCAGCACCACCACUCGAUCGAAUCGCUCGUUGACAGCAGCGAUCUGGACGACGAGAGCCGGAAGAAGAGCGGCAAGCGGCACGAGCCGACGGAGGCCGAGGAGCACGCCGCAAGAGAGGAGGGUGCAGGGGGGAUGGGUGCGGUGGUGGUGGCGUCCAUCGACGAGAUCGAUCGCACGCAGAUGGACAUCAUCGACCGGUUUGCGGCGAGCCUGUUGCACGAGUCCAGGCGCUUCCACUCCACCGACUCGAUGGCCUCGUCCGAGGCGGAUCUACGUACGCUGAGCGUGCUGUCACCGCACGAUGGCGACCCGGAAGGGCAGGAGAUUGCGCUCUGCCUCCGCCCGACGCUGCCCCGCAAACAGUUCGAUAUUCCGCGCUUCAGUCCAGCCGCCGCCUGGCGGUUGCUGACGACCGACGACGAGUUCGGCCGCGACACGAACGGCGGUGGGGGUGCUGGCGGACUGGGAAAGGGUGCAGGAAGGGGCCAUGGGCCGUUCCUGUGCGAUCGGGGCGACCUGCACGCCCUGGACGCCGCCUCGGAGGAUCGGAUAGAGCGGGUAUACCGGGAGCCGGUGCCGGGCCUGCAGGACAACAAGAGCGGUGACAGCGGCAUCUCCGGAGACGCCGGGCUGCUCGACAUUGGGCGGGACGAGCCAAAGGGCACCCUUGGUGGUGUUAACGAGGACACCCACCAUCACCACCGUUGCCACGUGGCUGGCUGGUCGUCGAACGCGCUUAGGCCAACCGCCUGGACACCACAGCAGGACCUGGAGGACGACGAUGACACCACGACGGGCAGCAGCAUAGGCGGAGAUGGCGGCUACCGCCAUCAACACCUUCAGCAUCAGCUGCAGCAGCCGCAGGAGCAGCACCAGAAGCAGGAGAACGACGCGCGGCAUGGGCUCGGGCCGCUGAACGAGUUCGCCAGCAAGGGCCACCUGUUCAGUCUCUCGUUGCCACGGGAGAACCAUUUGUCGAUCUACACCGGGGGCUCCAUAGACGACAAGGUCGAGAAACAUGUGUUCAACAGUCUGCAGAAGUUGCACAAGUCGGUGUCGGACGCGUUCAAGAGCGAAGACGACGUCGGUGGCGCUAUCGAUAGCAACAACAAUUGGUUUCUGGGGCGGCUGACGACCAAACCGGGAUCGGCGGCGCCCGCCCAUGCCCAAGCGAACCACGAGAAACGGCAGCUGUCCCGCCCGUCCGGACUUACCCCACUGGCAAACGAGUCCGGACUUCGGCUUCGAAGCUUCUCGCCGGAAAACCUAACCGCGACGGCAACCAUGCUUAACGGGCCCAUCUCGGACGCGUCGCGUGGCAAAAUCACGAGCUCGAUCAGCUACCUCGUGAGCGGCCGGCACAUGAUGUACUUGCCGAAGGAGCCGACGCGCCUUCUGAUCCAGCCUGGCACCGAGCGGAUAGCAAAACACAAUCAAAACGGUCGCAGCGGCGACACUAGUACGCAGCGCUCAGCUGUCUGCCCGCCGAAUCUGCCCGGCUACCAUCACCAGCAGCAGCAACAGCAGGCCAAGUUGUCCUCGGCAAAGGCCAGUGGACAGUCCGUGGGCGACCGACACGAAGGCAGAGGCUGCAAAGUUUCGUCUGGCGGCGGUGGCGGUCCGGUGGCACCGGACGAGGAUAGCAGGAAGCAGCGUGAGGAUAAGGAAAACCUGCAGGACCCGGUACCGGUGACGGCGGCGACCAAGCUGUUGCUGGAGCCCAGCUUCCCGGUGAAGCUGUCGAAUAGGCGCAACCAUCGGUUCACCUUCCAGAGCACGAUCCGGCAGAUAGAGAAGCGGCGUGUCGCGGAGAAGCUGUCGCGGGAGGCCGAAAUCAAGGAAGCGAUGCGACUGAGCGAGCUGGAGGCGAUGCAGCGCGUCGAGGAGGAGUUCCAGAAGAAGCGCGCCAGGGAGAAGGCCUCGAUCCGCCACCAGCUGCGCCUGUUCUCGAUGGAGGAUCAACAGGACACGGACUACGGUGUAGAGAGUCACCAUCAGCCGGAGGAAGUCGGCAUGCCAGAAUCGACGCAGCAGCAGCUCGACAACAAACGCUUGGAUGCAGAUGUGGACAGCCUACCGCACCAGACCGGACUGUACCGGAAGCGAGAUUUUAGUCCCAUCGAGCGGCAACUGCAAUGCUAUAAACGAUCCAAUGGUGGUGGCACCGAAGGCACCAUGUAUCCAUUCUUGCGCCAGCAGGACGACCAAGACGAACAGCAUCAGGAUCAGCAGCUGGGCACGUUGCAGCGCCAGCAACACCAGCAGCAGCAGGUACUCAACGGUGACUAUCGGGAAAAUGGUUUUGUUGGGGAAGACAAUGACAAUGGUGACAGCGGCAGUAGCUUAGGGUACGUAGACACCCGUACGCCGUACAUUUCGCGGAUUAUUCAGGCGAAAAGCAGCAAAUCGUUCGCCUUAAGGAAGUGAAGGUGACUGGAGGAGCAGUUAAACAGCGCGCGACGCUCCGCCGCCAGCCGAAGACCCGUCUGCCAUCUAGUCAAAACGAGACGCGGCUUGCUAGCGUUUUGGUUGCUUUCCGGGUCGAUUCGGCUCGACACGACGACGCGUCGAAACACCACCAAGAUGGAAUUAACGGUGGUAAUGUUAGCUCGGUUUCGUCGCCGUUCAAUACGGUUCCGACAGGCACUGGAACAGGCAGGCAGCAGCACACAUACACACUUCUCUAUUUUCUCCGUGGUGCGCAGUUAUGGUCUGCUAUGUCUUUUUACGGUAUACAAUACAAUCAUAGAAAAUUACACGUAUUUCACAUUAAAUACAAGUUUAGAUGAAUAAACAUCAGUAUCUGUCGAAGGGUAGCAUGUUUCACGCCAACGAAGAGGCCUGCUUCGAAAUUGAAUCCGCGAUCACGUACCGGUACCGGUUACUCGAACUGAUUGUCAUUUAUUUUUGUUCUUUACGUUUCAGUAGCAUGCGUUACAUAUU
Anopheles bellator is the source of this 4722-nucleotide messenger RNA. RefSeq lists its product as uncharacterized. Lineage: Eukaryota; Metazoa; Arthropoda; Insecta; Diptera; Culicidae. The coding region runs from base 1 to 4206 and encodes 1401 amino acids. The record is from RefSeq and is a predicted model, not a curated record. The transcript has 6 exons.